Molecule: messenger RNA, 633 nt
Organism: Dryobates pubescens (Downy woodpecker)
Lineage: Eukaryota; Metazoa; Chordata; Aves; Piciformes; Picidae
Gene: FABP7
Product: fatty acid binding protein 7
Exons: 4
Coding region: 27-425 (132 amino acids)
Biological process (GO): fatty acid transport
Cellular component (GO): cytosol; nucleus
Molecular function (GO): fatty acid binding
Source: RefSeq, a predicted model, not a curated record
AUUAUCGUCAUCCGCAGCCGGCCGCCAUGGUCGAGGCUUUCUGCGCCACCUGGAAGCUGGUGGACAGCCACAAUUUCGACGAGUACAUGAAGGCACUGGGAGUGGGAUUUACAACACGGCAGGUGGGGAAUGUGACCAAACCCACUGUGAUUAUCAGCAGCGAGGGGGACAAAGUAGUGAUCAGGACUCAGAGCACUUUCAAGAACACAGAAAUCAGCUUUAAACUUGGAGAAGAAUUUGAUGAAACUACGCCCGAUGACAGAAACUGCAAAUCGGUUGUGACCCUGGAUGGAGACAAGCUAGUACACGUACAGAAGUGGGACGGCAAAGAGACAAACUUUGUGAGAGAAAUAAAGGAUGGCAAAAUGGUCAUGACUCUCACCUUUGGUGAUGUGGUUGCUGUUCGCCACUAUGAGAAAGCGUAGAGUUCACCUGAGAUGUUACUUCUGCUGGAUGGAUUAAUGUACUGUCCCUAAAGGAACGUAGCUAAAACAUACAUUUCUGGGCAUGAAUAAAGAGUGUAGGGGCGGAGUGUGCUUUGUUGAAACAACAAACGACUUAUGCCAUCAAAUUGGCAAACUUGUGCUGCAUAGUGGAACAAGUUAAACUUGGCAUUAAAUUUCUGAAACACUU